AUGAAACGAGAUAAAAAAUCUCCAACCAAAUCACCAUUGCCAAAGAUCCAUCAUCAUUCAUCAACUUUCAGUAACAUUAAAGAAUUCCUCCCACUCCCAUCUCCAUCUCCAACUUUUUUAACCCGCACGACUAAAUCAGAUUUACAAAAUACUCUUAUGUUUUUGAAUGGAGGAGAGUCUCAAAAUCGAACCCCAACAUUAUCUGAUUUUCCUGAAGCACAUCCAUAUAAAAAAUUCGUACAUAAAAAUACUACAUUUGAAUGUCUGUCUGAAAGAAAUUCAAUGAAAAUUUUUAACUCCUCAGUUCUUAAAACAAAAUUAGACCUCGCUUUGGUUCUUAGGACUUUAUUUGGAGAUUGUAAAGAAAAUGUCUCCAAGCGUACUUUAAAUAGGACGAAGCUUAUAAUAAAAGCACUUGAAAUAUUAGCAAAUGAAGAUGGAAAAUAUAAAGAAGAACUAAAAAAUAUAGUAGAAGAAAUAAAGACUGCAAUUUUUAUUAACAAAGGAGAAAUAGGAACAGAAGUAUUAGAGCACAUUUAUGAAAAGUAUCCAGACACACUGACUGAUUUAGAUGGACUAAUUCCAUUCUACUAUCUAUAUCCUCUUAAAUUAAAACCAAAAGACACUGAUGAAUAUUAUAGUAUAGAUACAGUUAAAAAAAUCAUAGAAAAUUACAAUUCACAAAUAAGAAAAUUGAAUGAAGAAAGAACCGCGAUGAGCGAAAAAAUUUUAGCAAAAGAAAAAGAAAACCAAGUCUUAUUAGAAGAAAACAACAAAUUUAAGCAAGAUAUUGAGAAAAAGUCAAAAGAGAAUUUUAUUUUAGGCAACAAAGUGUCAAUAUUAGAGCGUGAAACUAUGAGUUUACGAUUUAAUGCUGAUGAAGACAAUAAAAUAAUAAUUGAUCAUCAAAAAAGGCUUAAAGCUUCAGAAGAGAUGGUGGCAAAAAUAAGCAGUGACUACAGCCUACUGAAUCGUGAUUUUAUGGAACUCAAAAAGAAAAGUGAUAAUAUGACCCAAGGCUACUCAACAAUUUUGUAUAAGCUUAAACAGUCAUAUGAUGUACAAGAAGACCUUGAAAAACAAAUUUCUGACUUGCUUAAAACUAACGCGAUUCUAGCUGAUCGAGCUGCAGCAGGAUAUGAAGGGCUAACCCCAAGGCCAAAUUUAGACCCAGUUUUCCAUUUAUUAGAUGUGGAAGUACCCAAAGGUUCAACAGCUGAUAAAGUAAAAGUGAUUUUAAAAGAAGUAAAAACAAAAGAUACAAAGAAAACAUUAUAUAAGAGAGGGAGCACUUUAAGAACUGGAAAUAAUAAGCCACUUUCUCGUAAAAACUCAAACACGGAUCUUGAAGAAUUAAAAAAAGUUGAGCAAAUCCCUUCUAUACAAAUAGAUAUACCCAAAUUUGAGAAUUAA
Messenger RNA from Blepharisma stoltei, 1413 nucleotides. The record is from the annotation of a GenBank genome assembly. Lineage: Eukaryota; Ciliophora; Heterotrichea; Heterotrichida; Blepharismidae.